GUCUCAGAGGGAAGAGAGGAGCGAACUUCCAACAACUUUUCCGACCAUCGAUUAAGAAGUUAUCUGAAAGGGAAAUAUGGCAUCCCUUCGACCAGUUUACAAGACUCUUCAUCCGUCCUCUACAUCAGGCGAACACACCUCUGACUUCGUUGGUUUGAUCUGGAGCCAAGGCGCGUGCGGAGCCCAGGCUCAGUGGCUGACGACGGGCUCAGAGUUUGAUCUGAUGGAGAUGUCAGAUGUCGAAUACUCGCACCUUCAGCACUUUAUCCAGGCACAAAUAGAGCCCGGGCUUUCGGACAGCCCCGAUGCCAGUCCCCUCCCAGCCGCGGUGGCGGUCCAAAACGCCACAGAGAUUUCCCUUAACACGUCUAGUCAAGCUAUCGACUUGUCUACUUCAACCUCGAAUGAUGAGCACGGCGUGGUGAUGCCAGGGGAAAAGACUCCCGUGUUUUAUGGCGAGGUUCCAAGUGUUGUGCUGGCCAGGAUCAAAAGUGAAGAGAGCCCGAUCAAGGCGACCGUCAAGACGGGGGCAUUUUCCAAGAACAGGUCCAUAUCUGCUGCAAGAGUGUGUCUGGAGAAAAGAUUCAACAGCAUGUGCGCUGAUACCCCACGGCAGCUGGACAGUCACUCUGCUGUUGUCAGCAAUCUUUUGACAGUAUUUAAGCAUUCAGCAGAGGCUCAAGAGACAUUCACACAUCCUCAAACCCCAAAGUGGGUGAAAGCUGACGGAGCAAAUCCUUUCAAGGUCUCCAGCUCCUGUGUGGGAGGUGUUUUCGACCCGAAAACCAACGUCUUUGGUCAGGUUAUUGCACACGUGGCAGAACCCCAAAUGCAUCAGAGCUUAAUAAUCCCCCCAAGUUUUUCGUUGAACUUUCUCCCAGAUAGCUCUGCUACUAAAACGGCCUGUGCUGACAGCAGCAACCCUGGAGAGGGCCAAGGGUCGGCCAUCACUGAAAAGGAUAGGGCGCCACAUGCUGUCCUUAAAGGGCAUUGCAGCAGCGUGUGCUCUGAGCCUGCCAAGACAAGUAAAACGGCUUCAAAUCCAUCCCGAAUGUCCAGGAGGGGCGGCUGCAAAAAAGCUCGAUCUUCUAUGUCACUGAUCCAACGCAGGGAGAGACAUAACACCAUAGAGAGGGAGCGCAGGAAGAGGAUUCGCUCGUGCUGCGAUGAGCUGAACACCAUGGUGCCGUUCUGUGACUCUAGCACUGACAAGGUCACCACGCUGCAGUGGACCACGGCUUUCCUGAGAUACAUCAAUAAAAUGUAUGGAGACAGCUUCAAGGAGGAGUAUCAGAAGGCCUUCGAUAACGAGAGAGAACGGUUUCCUGAGUCCAGCCCUUCUUCAGGUCAGCAAACGUCCAACACCAAAGCCAUCAAGACACUGAGCUCGCCUCUUGCAGCUGAGCAAUGAACUCCCACAUGUGUAUGUAAGGAGGAACCUUAAACUGAAUCAGUAAACUGAAAGAAUCUGCAGGGCUUAACU
Messenger RNA from Fundulus heteroclitus (mummichog), 1483 nucleotides. RefSeq names its product transcription factor-like 5 protein. The record is from RefSeq and is a predicted model, not a curated record. Lineage: Eukaryota; Metazoa; Chordata; Actinopteri; Cyprinodontiformes; Fundulidae. The transcript is spliced from 7 exons. The coding region runs from base 77 to 1411 and encodes 444 amino acids. Gene Ontology annotation, biological process: regulation of DNA-templated transcription; spermatogenesis. Gene Ontology annotation, molecular function: RNA polymerase II cis-regulatory region sequence-specific DNA binding; protein dimerization activity; DNA-binding transcription factor activity, RNA polymerase II-specific. Gene Ontology annotation, cellular component: nucleus.